UGCGAUACCAUCGGCUAGAGAUUUUGAACGAGCUGGGAUUGUUUCGUGAUUUUCACGAACGCUACGGAAUUGUUUUCCCACGUUCAAUAUUUACUCUGGACAUUUUCACUAUGGAGGAAGUCUACUUCGAACAGAACGAUGACGAUGGUCCACCGGAGUUGGACGGGGACACUGUCGAGUACGUUGAGGAAGCUGACCUGAUCAGCGAGUCAGCGGUGGACGAGCGUGACUUUGUAUACAACUGUAACGCCUGCAACAUGACGUUCCACUCGGUGGAGGACCACAUCCGAGUGCAUCACCGGGAGGAGCAGGUUAUGGUAGAAGUGGAGGAAGAGGUAGAAGGCUCAAGAAUCGAUGAGAAAGUGUUUGGCUUUAAGGAGGUUUCUGAUGAAGAUGAAGUUAUUGACGCCGGGAAUGACUUCAAGUGUACCGUUUGUCACACAUUGUUGAAAAAUGCCAGAAGUUUGAAGCUCCACAUGAAAAUGCAUGACCCGAAAAAAAUCGGUGUACACAUCCGGAACCAAUCGGAGAACCACUGUCAACCGUGUAAUCGCUCCUUCAGCGAUUCCAAACAUUUCCUGCUGCACAUGGCUGGCCAUGAAAAUAACGAGUUCGAGACGGAACAACCCGAUCCCGGGAUAUCCGCAGAGAAUAACUCCGAAGGAUACCCGUGCAGUUACUGCGGGAAGCGGUUCAAGCGGCCCUACGAAAAAGUUAAACACGAACGUGUCCACUCAGGAGAGCGGCCCUACUCUUGCGAGGUUUGUGGAAAGCGAUUCCGGGUGUCCAGCUGUUUGGCGGUGCACCGGCGCACCCACGACGACACGCGUCCGUUUGUUUGUCCGCACUGUAAGAAGAGCUUCAAAAUCCCGUCCGUCUACAACCACCACCUGAAAACGCACUCGGACGCCCGUCCCUACCAGUGUCCACUUUGCCCGAAGGCGUUCAAAACGGCCGUUUCCCUGCACGGCCACCGGAAAACCCACACCAAGCCCUUUCCCUGCGGUGAGUGUGGUCGCCCCUUUGGUUCACUCUAUCAGGCGCGGAAACACGUGGAGCAGGUUCAUCAUGGAAGCGGCGGUGGUAAAGCAAGUCACGGGUGUGGCAUUUGUGGCGCCGUUUAUGGACGCGCUGCCGCGCUGAAGGAGCAUCUGCGGGAUGUGCAUGGAACGAUGGAGGUUGUUGAGGAGGAGUGUAUCGUGAUGGAGGAGGAAGUUGAUUGUGAAUAAAACAGUUUUGAGAUUAUUAUUUUUUUGUCUAA
Molecule: messenger RNA, 1261 nt
Organism: Culex pipiens pallens (northern house mosquito)
Lineage: Eukaryota; Metazoa; Arthropoda; Insecta; Diptera; Culicidae
Product: zinc finger protein 595-like
Exons: 3
Coding region: 111-1229 (372 amino acids)
Cellular component (GO): nucleus
Source: RefSeq, a predicted model, not a curated record